CCUUUAGUAUGGAUGUUGAAGGUGCUGGCUACGUCGGACAUCAUGCGAUGACAACGCGAACACAAUCGACCUUUACAAGUACGCUCUGAAAGACACAGCCGAGGCAAUUCAGCGUCGGCGCCAAAAGUCUUCGUAUCGCCUCGUUCGAUUUAUGUGUCCUCGAUAUGUGUUUUGGAUUCGCAAAUCCACGUUCGCCGUAAUGAACGGUCUCUUGUUAUUGCUCAUCGUCUUGGUCAGCUUCCUGGUUCUUUUAUUGGCUUUCUUCGCGCUUUCUUCAUGCUUAGGUGAUGAUAUCCGCGCCGCAUGGGCCGGCCAGCGACGUUCCGUAGUCCCAACAACAUACGGCUUGCAGUAUGCGCGCGUGAUGGGUCAUGGCGGCACACAGGCAGGGUGGGAGCAUAUCGAGAUGGAGGAUAUGCUCGACAAGCGCCUUGGUGCAGACAAUGAUUGAGCAGCGCUCGAUCAGUUCGCAU
Messenger RNA from Baudoinia panamericana UAMH 10762, 473 nucleotides. RefSeq lists its product as uncharacterized. The coding region runs from base 152 to 451 and encodes 99 amino acids. NCBI's taxonomy places the organism in Eukaryota, Fungi, Ascomycota, Dothideomycetes, Mycosphaerellales, Teratosphaeriaceae. The record is from RefSeq and is a predicted model, not a curated record. The transcript has a single exon.